Melospiza georgiana is the source of this 1106-nucleotide messenger RNA. RefSeq names its product RNA polymerase I subunit F (gene POLR1F). NCBI's taxonomy places the organism in Eukaryota, Metazoa, Chordata, Aves, Passeriformes, Passerellidae. Gene Ontology annotation, biological process: DNA-templated transcription initiation; DNA-templated transcription. The record is from RefSeq and is a predicted model, not a curated record. The transcript is spliced from 4 exons. Gene Ontology annotation, cellular component: RNA polymerase I complex. The coding region runs from base 1 to 1041 and encodes 346 amino acids.
AUGGCCGUGCCGCGGGAGCCGCCCGCCGCCCCGGCGCUGCCGCCGCCCGCCCCCGCCGGCCCCGCCGCCGCCGGCGCGCCCUCGUUCGGCGCGGCCCGCGCGCUGGUGGCGCGGCGCCACUCGUGCCUGGUGGCGGCGGCGCACCGGCGGCACGUGGCGCUGCCCCCGCGCUUCCUGGGCCGCAAGCGCUCCGGCAUCCGCGCGCAGCUGGACGCGGAGCUCCUGCGCUACUCGGAGAGCCUGCAGGGCGUGCCCGUGGCGUACGACAACAUCAAAGUGGUGGGGGAGCUCGGCGACAUCUACGAUGAUCAGGGGUUCAUCCACCUGGACGUGGAGGCGGACUUCAUCAUCUUCAGCCCCAAGAAGGGGAAGAAGCUGGUGGGUGUAAUUAAUAAAGUGGCCCCUAGUCACAUUGGCUGCCUGAUACAUGGGUGCUUCAAUGCAUCUAUCCCCAAGCCUGAACAAAUGUCCCCUGUACAGUGGCAAGAGCUGGGGUUAAAAAUAGGGGAUGAACUGAAAUUUCAAGUGUUGCACUUGGAUUCUGAUACAGCUGGGGUGUUCUUCAUUCGAGGAGGACUCACUAAAAGCAGCAUGCGGCCCAAAAAAUCUGCUGCAGUCCCUGAAAGUACAAAUGGGGAUGAAAUUCAAAAUCUUGAGCACCAGGAAAAUGGCCUGAAUAACUGUGGAGAAGAUAAUGUCACUGAAGAGCCUUUAAAUGAGAUGGGUAACCUGGAGAGGGAAAAUGAAGAGCCUUUAAAUGAGAUGGGUAACCUGGAGAGGGAAAAUGAAGAGCCAGGUGCUGAUGCUGUGAAUGGAUUAUGUGAUGACAAAAAGAAGAAGAAGAAAAAGAAAAAAGAUAAGGACAAGGACAAACAAGGAGAACAGGAACUUGUAUUGCCUACCAGUGACUCCAGUGGUUACCAAAGUGACCAUAAAAAGUCAAACAAAAAGAAAAGAAAGCAUUGUGAUGAAGUUGAAGAAAGUGAAUUAUCUCAGCUGUCAGAAAAACCCAAAGCAAAAAAGAAAAGGACUAAGGUCUGAAGUGUCUUCCCUGCAUUACAUUUCAGAUGUUUUUGAUAAGUUUCAAUAAAACCCUGUUUUGAAAA